Molecule: messenger RNA, 2531 nt
Organism: Ipomoea nil (Japanese morning glory)
Lineage: Eukaryota; Viridiplantae; Streptophyta; Magnoliopsida; Solanales; Convolvulaceae
Product: heterogeneous nuclear ribonucleoprotein 1-like
Exons: 5
Coding region: 420-1844 (474 amino acids)
Molecular function (GO): RNA binding
Source: RefSeq, a predicted model, not a curated record
UUCUUCUCCUUCUUACCAAAAAAUGAAGUAAAAUUCAAACUCCUAAAAAGAAAAAAAAAAAAGGAGAAAAAGGAAAAGAAAUUCAAACGUAAGAAUCCAAUCCUCUUCCACUGAACAUGUUAUUGUUUCUGAAAUUUAUAUAAAACUUUGUUUUAAGUUUGGUUAGAAUCGGAAAAGGAGGAAGAAGCAAGAAAACGCCCUCGGUUCUAGUACUACUAGCACUACUGCCUCCUCUCUAGAUCUUACUGAUUCUUGUCCAAUCGGCGACCUCUUGAUUUGGGCGUAUACUUGUCGAUUAUAAUUCCACUGAUCCUACCAGGAUCCGAUGUUUCUGGAUUGAAUCACUUAAGCCAUCAAUUAUUGGUAUCCCAAUUGUAGUGUAUCUUCCAGGUUCUCUUUGUUCUUCAUAGCAAAGAAAAAUGCAAUCUUAUCUUGGCAAGUUAUUCAUUGGUGGAAUUUCUUGGGAUACCACUGAAGAGAAUCUAAAGGAGUAUUUUAGCACUUAUGGGGAGGUUUUGGAGGCUGUAAUUAUGAGGGAUAGAUCGACUGGGCGUGCCCGUGGUUUUGGUUUCAUAGUGUUUGCGGAUCCUGCUGUUGCUGACAGAGUGAUUACGGAGAAACACAACAUUGAUGGCAGGAUGGUUGAGGCAAAGAAAGCUGUUCCCAGGGAUGACCAAAGCCCAAUGGACAGAAACAGUAAUAGCCUUCAGGGGUCUCCUGGUCCAGGGCGCACAAGAAAAAUUUUUGUUGGAGGCCUAGCAUCCACAGUGACCGAGGGUGACUUUAAAAAGUACUUUGAGCAAUUUGGAAUAAUCACAGAUGCUGUGGUAAUGUAUGAUCACAAUACUCAAAGGCCAAGGGGCUUCGGAUUUAUAACAUAUGAUUCCGAGGAUGCUGUGGAUAAAGUCUUGCUUAAGACUUUUCAUCAGCUGAAUGGUAAGAUGGUUGAGGUGAAGCGUGCAGUCCCAAAGGAGUUAACGCCAAGUCCUAUCCGAAGUCCACUAGGUGGAUACAACUAUGGAUUAAGUAGGAUUAAUAACUUCCUUAAUGGUCAUGCACAAGGAUACUCUCCAAAUACAGUUGGAGCAUAUGGAGUCAGCAUGGACAGUAGGUUCGGCCCCAUGGCUGGAGGUAGGAGUGGGUUUGCUCCAUUUGGUUCUGGUUAUGACAUAGGCCUCAAUUUUGAGCCUGGGUUGAGCCCAGGAUAUGGGGGCAGUGCAAAUUUAAAUAGAACUCUGAGCUAUGGACGGGGUUCCAAUCCUUAUUAUGUUUCUAACUCAAGUAGGUUCAAUGGUCCUGUUGGUUUUGAUGGAGGGAAUGGAGGAAAUUCUUCAUUUUUUAGUUCAUCUACUCCAAAUUUGUGGGGUACUGGUGGGUUAAACUAUGGAGCGAAUUCCAUAACAUCCAACAAUCUUGGGGGAUCCGGUAAUGAGAACAUUGGAGAGGGAGCACUUAACAACAGUAGAGUUUGGGGUUCCUCUACAAUUCCUUCACAGGGUGGAGGAAAUAUUUCCGGCCAAAGUGGAAAUCUCGGUUAUGGAGGUGCUGCUAAUUCUUUUGGUUUCACUGGAGGAGCUUAUGGAAGAAAUGUUGCAAUGAGUAAUGCACCUACAUCAUCGUAUGCUUCAUCAAAUGGUGGCUAUGAUGCAUCUUUUGCAGACUUUUACAGCACUGGUGGUUUGAAGUACCCAGAUCCGACAUGGCAUCCUGCCAAUUUAGAGCGAGAUGGAUCUGGUUCAUUUGGUUUUGCUCUAGGAAACUCACCUUCUGAUAUGCCCUCUCAAAGUUCUGCACAUUAUGCUGAUAGUUAUGGUGUUACAAAGAGACAGGCCUCCCAAGGUUAGCUUCUUGGUAACCCUUUAAAGGACUCGGUGGCUAGACAAAAAAACUGCAAAUCAGGAUGUUAUACAAGUUGAAGUUUGGUGUAACAAGUGAAGCUUAUAUUUUGCGUAACUUCCAUAGUAUAUAUAUAUAUAUAAGAUGAGAAGCUAAUGUGUUGGGAGAAUCCUUUGCAAGAGCUGACCAGCGUGGCUGUUUUGAAGUACUAGAGAUAGUAAGCUUACAGGGGGGUGGGGGGUGGGGAUUGUGUUAGGGGUUCGAGUUUUGUUUAGCAGUUCGAUUUUUUAUUUUUCUUUGUCACAGUGAGGUGUAAAAUCAGAUUGCGGGAUAUAGCGAGAAAUGUAUCAUACAUCUCAGGUGGGAUUGCGACAUGCAAGAAACAAUAGGUUUUAAGAUCUCCAUUGUUGCAUAAAAUUGUGGGAUUUAUCAGUGAAAUGACUGACUAAGCCAAGAGAGGCAAGAUUUGUUGUCCUUAUGAUUUGGUUUUUGUGGUUCCCCUUGGCCUUGGGGGGUUUUUGUUUCUGAAAUGGAUGUAUUGGUGGUUCUUGAACUGGUGUGAUGAUGAUAGAUACAUUUUAGGGAUAACCCACCUAGGGUUCCCAUCAAUAAUUCACAAUGUUUCUUCAUACUUUUGUACUGUGAAUACCUAAAUUUAAGGUAGCUUCUAUCUUUUGGAAUCUCUUUUUGAACAA